Camellia sinensis is the source of this 995-nucleotide messenger RNA. Its product is annotated as ubiquitin-conjugating enzyme E2 35. The record is from RefSeq and is a predicted model, not a curated record. Lineage: Eukaryota; Viridiplantae; Streptophyta; Magnoliopsida; Ericales; Theaceae.
ACGAAAAAUUCGAUCGAACCCCUGACGCAGUUUUUUCAAGUGAGAAAUUCUCUAACAAACAGCUUUCUCUCUCUACUCUCUCUCUCUAUUCUUUUUCGCAAACCCUUAGCGUGCCCUUCAAUCGAACCUUCCCUUCAAUGGCAAACAGCAAUUUGCCUCGAAGAAUCAUCAAGGAAACUCAGCGUCUCCUCAGCGAGCCUGCACCGGGAAUAAGUGCAUCACCUUCGGAAGAUAAUAUGCGGUAUUUUAAUGUCAUGAUUCUUGGUCCAUCACAGUCUCCUUAUGAAGGAGGGGUUUUCAAGCUGGAAUUAUUUUUACCUGAAGAAUACCCAAUGGCUGCUCCCAAGGUUCGAUUCCUCACCAAAAUCUACCAUCCUAACAUUGAUAAGCUUGGUAGGAUAUGCCUCGAUAUUCUCAAGGACAAAUGGAGUCCCGCUCUUCAGAUUCGAACCGUACUCUUGAGUAUUCAAGCACUUUUGAGUGCUCCAAAUCCAGACGAUCCACUAUCUGAGAACAUUGCAAAGCAUUGGAAAUCGAAUGAAGCUGAAGCUGUUGAAACAGCAAAGGAAUGGACCCGUCUAUAUGCAAGUGGUGCAUGAAAAAAUGUUGGGAGUUUAGGGCCCCUCCGGUAAUAACAGAAUAUGCAAUGUAUCUUAUGGAUUGUUGAAUUUUAAUGGAAAUUUGAAAGAAUUGAUGCUUGGAUGAUUGGAAUUGAACAUUCUCAAAGCUUCCAAAUACUGCUCUGAUAAAAUUGUUUCUUCACUUUGAAACUUUGUCAUGAAAUUGUAUAAUUAGAUAAGAUGCUUCUGUGUUGUUUUGAUCUUCGAAUUUGGAACUAUUCUCUGGGUUGGUGGGUCGGUGGGGUUUAGUGCAGAGAAAUUAUGUGAAAUAGCUGGUAAGAGUCAGAGCUACGGUUGCCCAAUCGAAGCUUGUUGAGAUCCUUUCAUCCUUGGAAUGAGUAUGCCAAAGGUUUAGGCCGUAUUUUUCUCAUUUAA